CCAAAACAAAGAGAAAAAAAAAAAACACCAUGACGAGAAAGAAAGUGAAAAUGGCUUUCAUAGAAAAUGAGACCUCAAGAAAAUCAACAUUCAAGAAAAGGAAGAAAGGUUUUCUCAAGAAAGCUGAUGAGUUGGCAACUCUAUGUGACGUUCCCAUCUGCGUCGUCGUUAACAGUCCCUACGACGCGGCCCCUGAGGUGUGGCCAUCGAGAGAGACGGCUAACAAGGUUGUGGCUCUAUGGAGUAAGAUGUCGGUGAUGGACAAGACCAAGAAGAUGGUGAACCAAGAGACUUAUCUCCAACAAAGGAUCGCCAAAGCAACCGAGUCUUGGAGGAAGGCGAGGAAAGAGAACAAAGAGUUGGAGAUGAAGAACAUCAUGUUUGAUUGUCUUAGUGCCAAAACUUCUGUUCCUUGUAUCCCAAAAUGCGAUCUUCGAGAUUUUGGUUCUGUUAUUGAACAACAUCUCAAAGAUGUUAACCUUAGGAUGGAGAUUCUUAAGAGGAACGAGGUUGAAGGAUCUUCUUCCUCCCUUGUUCUUGCUGCUGAUGUUGCUACAACAUCUACUGUCAUACCUAUGCUUGAGAUGGGUUCUUCAUCGGUUGGAUUUCACGAAACAAUUCGCGAUAAAAUCGAGAAUACUUUGAAUGUGAAGAAGACUGAUAAGGAUUUGGAUCUGAAUAAGAAGUGGUGAACCAGUCUUUGAAUCGUAUCUUAAGUUUAAGCUAUUUAAACCAUCAAUAAAACUAUAUAUUUGAGUUCUGUUUUUUUAAUUAUUAUUACAUGUUUGGGUUGGUUUUGACUUCUUGUUGUCAUUUCUAAUAAAUAAAAUUUCAUUUUCUCUAGUUAAUGAAUGUUUUGUCUUGAUAUUAUUUUGCUCCU
Capsella rubella is the source of this 880-nucleotide messenger RNA. RefSeq names its product agamous-like MADS-box protein AGL80. The transcript has a single exon. Gene Ontology annotation, molecular function: RNA polymerase II cis-regulatory region sequence-specific DNA binding; DNA-binding transcription factor activity, RNA polymerase II-specific; protein dimerization activity. The record is from RefSeq and is a predicted model, not a curated record. Gene Ontology annotation, biological process: positive regulation of transcription by RNA polymerase II. Lineage: Eukaryota; Viridiplantae; Streptophyta; Magnoliopsida; Brassicales; Brassicaceae. The coding region runs from base 30 to 692 and encodes 220 amino acids.